Messenger RNA from Merops nubicus (carmine bee-eater), 887 nucleotides. RefSeq names its product N-terminal EF-hand calcium binding protein 1 (gene NECAB1). The transcript is spliced from 10 exons. Gene Ontology annotation, cellular component: cytoplasm. Lineage: Eukaryota; Metazoa; Chordata; Aves; Coraciiformes; Meropidae. Gene Ontology annotation, biological process: regulation of amyloid precursor protein biosynthetic process. The record is from RefSeq and is a predicted model, not a curated record. The annotation marks the transcript as partial.
UCCUACUAUUUACCCAUCCAACAAAAAACAUUACUAAGCUCUCUAACCUUCUAUGUUCUUAUCUUUCCAGCAAUCUUGACACAGAAGAGCUCUGCGAAUAUUUUUCCCAGCACUUAGGAGAGUAUCAAAAUGUUCUGUCUGUCUUGGAAAACUUAAACAUAACCAUACUGAAGGCGAUGGACAAAACCAAGAAAGACUAUCAGGAAGCUUCUAAUUUGGAGCAGUUUGUGACUCGCUUUCUUUUGAAGGAAACACUGAACCAGCUUCAGUCCCUCCAGAGCUCCCUGGAGUGUGCCAUGGAAACCACGGCAGAGCAGACUCGGCAGGAAAGACAAGGCCCCACAAAACCAGAAGUGCUCUCAAUUCAAUGGCCAAGAAAACGCUCAGCUCGAAGGCUUCAGAGGAGCAGCAGCCUGUUGUCAAAUAGCCCUCAUUUUAGCACAGGUUGGAUUGAGGAAGACAGCCAGUGGAUGACCCAGAUAAACAGACUCCAAAAGCUGAUUGACAGGCUGGAAAAGAAGGACCUAAAGCUUGAGCCAUUUGAAGAGGAAGUUUUGGAAGAAAAUGCAAGAUCUCACAUAAUGAUUGUUCAACGCCAAAUGUCUGUGAUAGAAGAAGAAAUCGAGGAAUUCCGGCUUGCUCUGAAGCAGUAUGUGGAAUCUGCUUCUACUCAGGGUGGAUGCUUGCAUGUUUCUAUACAAAAGCUUCCAAGUGAUUCCCGCUUCAAUGUUUAUGAGUUCUGGGAGAACAGCAACGCAUGGAAUAGCCAUCUUCAAAUGAAUUACAGCAAGACAUUCCAAAGAAGUAAUGUGGAUUUCUUGGAAACUCCAGAGCUCAUCACAACAAUGCUAGUCCCUGCAUCGUGGUGGAUCCUCAACAACAACUAG